This is a messenger RNA of Culex quinquefasciatus (southern house mosquito), 1988 nucleotides long. RefSeq lists its product as uncharacterized. The transcript has 3 exons. Bases 297 to 1817 code for a protein of 506 amino acids. Lineage: Eukaryota; Metazoa; Arthropoda; Insecta; Diptera; Culicidae. The record is from RefSeq and is a predicted model, not a curated record.
UCGUUGUCCAGUCCGGUCAGUGCACAUUUCGCGACAUCGUCGAUCGUCGGCAGACCGCACCGGGUGGCGUCAUCCCUAAUAAAUUUCGUUCGUUUGUCCCGCUACGUCCAAUUAGCACAAACACUCGCACGAAUUUGGCUCCGACAAAUUCCUAGUCUGGAACGUCGGCGGUGCGUUUAUCUAAAGUUAAAUAUUAGUUCUAACUAGUGGCGUGGCACGGGGCAGAAUCGGCUGGAAUCGACCCAGUCUUCAAGGUGUAGAACCCAAGUGUGGUGUGGUGUGGAGGAACAGCGACAAUGGCGGCGGCCCCCGAAGAGUGCACCGAGUGGUUGCUGGAACAAAAGUGUCGAGCUGGACUCGCCGCGGCAACCGACAAACCCCUGAAGAUUGACGUAAUCGAUUUGACGCUACUGCUGAAGAGUAUGGGCCUGAAGCUGGAGUUCCUGAACUUUGAGCAGGAGAAAUCCAACGCGGACACAUUUACGGUGGAGAUCAAGUGCAACCGAUCCGGCGUGCGUGCCAAGCUGGCGUACGAUCUGAUCGAGUGCACCUGUCCGGAGAAGGACGAAAAGGAAGCCUCGUUUUGGGAGGUUCAGGGAACGGGGCCGAAAGCGUUCUCCAAGGGGCGGAAUGACACCUCGUCGAACCUGCUGCCGGAGGUGUCGGAGAACUGCUCGAUGGUGUCCAAGGCGAUGCUUACGAACCUACUGGAUUUCUACAAAAGCAGUAUGAAGAGCGUUGAACGCGGCGAAGACGUGCUGAACUCACCGUUGAGGGUCGCAACACCGAGGAUCUGCGUAACGAGCCCGACGGGACAGGGUUCGCCGCCGGACGGUGCUCACUUUGCUGACCGUAACGCUUGGAACCGUUCCACGGACUUUGACAGCAAGAUGGAUCCGGCGCUCAGCCCGAUGAAGCCCAAAUCGGCCGAGGGAUCUGUUCCAAGUUCGUCCGGGGCGUCCAGUCAACACGACGAUACCAAGUCAAACAAUUCCUCCGAGGGGAUGGAGAUAAACAACGCCACGCGAGAGCUGUACAAUACCGAUUCCAACGAAAAGGUGGCGAUUAUGCCGACCCCGGAAAAGCCAACCGGGUUGCCCGACGACAGCUCGUUCGCCAACAGCGAAGCCAUGCAAGCCAUCAUCACGUCUAGUCCGAACGAGAAGAUCUUCGAGUCUCUCAUGCGGGCGAACCAAAACGAUGAACGGGACGCCAACGUAAUCCACUGCCUGCAGCAGGCUCGCCACCAAAUCGAUGCCGCGUUGCUCGUCAUGAAGCUGAACAAUCCCCACGGUCCGGACGUGACGCAAACCUCAACCAUCACCACGACGCCACAAACGGUGAUCCGCAAAGCAACAGCGCUCCCAAAGUUCCCCGAUCGAACUGCUUCUCUCGGUGGCAUCAAUCGGCGGAUGUCACUGCCAGGCCCCCUGGGACGUACCCCCACCGGCGACCAGUCCAAGUCCACGACCAUCCUCGGCAGCGGUGGCAGUCUGCUCAAGAAAAAGGUCUCCCAACUGGUGACCACUUCGUCCAAGGUUAUCGCCAACCGCGGUGACACCCCCCGGCCAAACCCAGCCCAGCUCAAGGCCGUAUCGGCGCUCCGCAAAACCAACUCGGCCUCGUCGGUCCUUGGAGCAGCAGCACCGAAAGUGACGGUCUCCGCUCCCGCCAAACCGGCGCCUGUGAAGAAGACUGCCGUUAAGGCGUUGGUGGGAAGUGUGCGGCCACCCGCGGUAGGAGUGAAACCGGCGGCCGGUGCUAAGGCCGCUGGGGGUGGUGGUGGCACUACGGGAGCCGGAGGUGGCAAGAAGUGAACCGCAACGCAAUUGUAUAACUUCGCGGUGGCCAUACUAGCGACUGUACUCGUGAUUACGUAUUUAUUGGUUGUAUCUAACAUUUUGUCCUCUUUGAUUUCCGAGACUGUUCCGUAGGACUAAGGAUGUUUGAAUAAAGUUAUUUCUUUUAUGUUUCAUUAGUAUCCUAUA